UAUAUACAGGGGGUACCAGUACAGAGUCAAUGUGGAGGUUAUAUACAGGGGGUACUGGUACAGAGUCAAUGUGGAGGUUAUAUACAGGGGGUACCGGUACAGAGUCAAUGUGGAGGUUAUAUACAGGGGGUACUGGUACAGAGUCAAUGUGGAGGUUAUAUACAGGGGGUACCGGUACAGAGUCAAUGUGGAGGUUAUAUACAGGGGUACCAGUACAGAGUCAAUGUGGAGGUUAUAUACAGGGGGUACUGGUACAGAGUCAAUGUGGAGGUUAUAUACAGGGUGUACCGGUACAGAGUCAAUGUGGAGGUUAUAUACAGGGGGUACCAGUACAGAGUCAAUGUGGAGGUUAUAUACAGGGGGUACCGGUACAGAGUCAAUGUGGAGGUUAUAUACAGGGGGUACCGGUACAGAGUCAAUGUGGAGGUUAUAUACAGGGGGUACCAGUACAGAGUCAAUGUGGAGGUUAUAUACAGGGGGUACAGAGUCAAUGUGGAGGUUAUAUACAGGGGGUACCAGUACAGAGUCAAUGUGGAGGUUAUAUACAGGGGGUACCGGUACAGAGUCAAUGUGGAGGUUAUAUACAGGGGGUACCGGUACAGAGUCAAUGUGGAGGUUAUAUACAGGGGGUACCAGUACAGAGUCAAUGUGGAGGUUAUAUACAGGGGGUACCGGUACAGAGUCAAUGUGGAGGUUAUAUACAGGGGGUACCAGUACAGAGUCAAUGUGGAGGUUAUAUACAGGGGGUACCGGUACAGAGUCAAUGUGGAGGUUAUAUACAGGGGGUACCAGUACAGAGUCAAUGUGUGGGGGCUAUAUACAGGGGGUACCAGUACAGAGUCAAUGUGGAGGUUAUAUACAGGGGGUACCGGUACAGAGUCAAUGUGUGGGGGCACCGGUUAGUCGAGGUAAUCGAAGUGAUAUAUACAUGUAGGUAGAUUUAUUAAAGUGACUUAUGCAUAUAGAUAAUAACAGAGAGUAGCUGCAGUGUAAAAUAAGGGUGUGGGUAGUCCUUUGAUUAACUGUUUAGGAGGUUUAUGGCUCCUCUCCUCUUGGAUCUAGACUUGGCGCUCCGGUACCGCUUGCCGUAGGGAAGCAGGGAGAACAGUCUAUGACUAGGGUGGCUAGAGUCGUUGACAAUUUUUUUGGGCCUUCCUCUGACACCGCCUGGUAUACAGGUCCUGGAUGGCAGUAAGCUUGCCCCCAGUGAUGUACAUGCCAAAUCUUUUCAGUCUCCCGAGUGGGAAUAGGCUUUGUCAUGCCCUCUU
Oncorhynchus keta (chum salmon) is the source of this 1268-nucleotide messenger RNA. Its product is annotated as loricrin-like. NCBI's taxonomy places the organism in Eukaryota, Metazoa, Chordata, Actinopteri, Salmoniformes, Salmonidae. Bases 30 to 938 code for a protein of 302 amino acids. The record is from RefSeq and is a predicted model, not a curated record. The transcript is spliced from 5 exons.